AUGUACAAAAAUUGGAUUAACCUAGCAGUCGAGGUUGUGGCCGCGACCCCACAAACUAAGUUAGAUUCGGACUUCGAAAAAGCCAAAACGGGCAGAGGACAAGUUGAGCGCGCUCGAGGAAAAGUAAACGCACCGAUGAACAACAGCGAACGUUCGGCAUUUCAGCAGGUCGAUAUCCCUGUGUGGUCUUCAAGUCAGUCGCUUGUGGUAUUGAGAGUAACAGGACAACUUACGGCCGGACCAAAUAGCGAUUCAAAGGCCGGCUCGGAGAUGAUGCCCCUUAACUGGGAUGAAUUUCGUUGUAUAUGUGACCUGUCCGAGUACAGUCGUAAAUUCUUCAACAAAAUCCGUCCAUUCCUGCAAAAAGUGGUUGAGAAAUUCAGUCAUGGUCAUCUGAACCCCUCACUUUCUCUGCUUGUCUGUAAACCGGUUCUGAAACAUGUUAAAGCCUUCGUUCUGUACUUCGAACACCACACACCAUGGAGCUUAAACCUAAAGAUGAGAGUCAGGAGAGGAAUAUAG
This is a messenger RNA of Acaulospora colombiana, 522 nucleotides long. Lineage: Eukaryota; Fungi; Glomeromycota; Glomeromycetes; Diversisporales; Acaulosporaceae. The record is from the annotation of a GenBank genome assembly.